Molecule: messenger RNA, 635 nt
Organism: Adineta steineri
Lineage: Eukaryota; Metazoa; Rotifera; Eurotatoria; Adinetida; Adinetidae
Source: the annotation of a GenBank genome assembly
UUUAUUAUUGGAUAUUUACUGGUUUAGUUGCAACAACCCGACAAUUACGUUUAAAAAAAAAUUUACUUAAAUUAAAUGUUUAUCGACAUUUUACAAAUGCGGUUUUAUUUGCUAUUAUCGCAAGUUUAUUAUUUAUGGUUUGGUCUUUAAAAUCACAUUUUUUUACAACAUGCAUUACUAAUUGGAGAGAAUUUUGGGUUGAUGAUGCAUUUUGGCAUAUAUUAUUUUCAAUAAUUCUUCUUGUUAUUAUGUUUUUAUUCCGUCCAUCAAAUAAUAAUCAACGUUAUGCAUUUGUUCCAUUACUAGAUCAAUCGGAUAAUGAUGAUGAUGAAUUCGGCGAUGGUGAUGAAGAAAAAGGCGACUCGGCAAUGUUUGAUUCAUUAACAAUGCGUAAAGCAUCAAGCAUAGAAAGUGGUGGAUCAAAGACUAAAAAACAACAACAAGCAUUUUUAAAUCGUGAAGCAAAUGUUUCCGGUAGUGGAGCUGGAGGUUCAAAUGGUAAUGGUGUUGUUGAAGAUGCAUUAACAUGGGUAGAAGAUAAUAUUCCAACAUCAAUUGCUGAUCAGGCAUUACAAGCAUUAGAUAGUGAAGAUGAAAUUGUUAAUACAAAAUUAGAAAGAUCAAAAAUGCAAUAA